Molecule: messenger RNA, 636 nt
Organism: Limulus polyphemus (Atlantic horseshoe crab)
Lineage: Eukaryota; Metazoa; Arthropoda; Merostomata; Xiphosura; Limulidae
Exons: 4
Source: RefSeq, a predicted model, not a curated record
ACAACGAGCUGGCUUUGAAGCAGCUUGUCACUAAGGGCCAAUCAACUCGGCGUAUGUCACGCGUUGCCAUGACAACGGAAACUAAGCCGCAGGAGUUUGUUUUCAGAGACGAAUCGGAAGUUGUUAAAUCGAGUACAGACGACACUAACGCCACAGGCGGGAGUACCGAGUACUAUGAACCUGUUGUGGAAGUUUUUCCACCUCCGAUUUUCUCCGCUAUAUCCGAAUUUCCUGGAGACCUUGAGCCAGACACUGCAAAAACAUAUUUUGAUAAGAAUGGUCAAUUUGAGGCUGUUGAUUCAAGUCGCGCUUAUUUACUGUUGGAUGGGGUGAAAAAGAACCAAGUUACAUUUAAAGUUAAUCCAAAUCCAAAAGGCCUGAAUGCCUCUACAGUGGCUGAAAAAGUUGAGGAACUGACAGUCCAGCUUCAGAAGACCACAGGAAAGUCCGUGAUGUCCGCCGGAAUCGGAGACAAGGUCUGUGGACACUCCUCUAAAAAAAAAACUGAUAUUAUAGAUAUAUACAUGCAUAAACAGCCUUGCUGUUAUUCAAUUAAAACUUAAACCUAAACCCAUUCUACUAAAUUGAAACAUUUUUCAAGAAUCUAGAACUGUAUUUGUUGUAGGUUAAAAAACG